CAAACCUAGCAUUCCUUUGCUUCCUCCUAAAGAUAUCCUUAAAACAAAAAACAAAACUCAGUACUCUUCACAUUUGGUCCACCACCCCCACAAUGUAAUGCUUAUAUGUAGCUUCUGCAAUUUCUUCUUGCAAAAAUCCUCCAUAGAUGGCUUCACAAACAAAAACCAUGAUCAAGUAUCUGCGACUCGUGACCUUCAUUGGGGCAAUUCUUAUCGUGAAUUCACUUCAAAUUUCAGUAGCUUCUGUUGUUUCAACAGGAGAUUUCAACAAGGAUUUCUUCGUGCUGUGGUCUCCUACCCAUGUAAACACUUCUGCAGAUGGCAGUGAAAGAAGGUUGAUACUUGACAAAGAUUCAGGCUCUGGAUUUGCCUCCAACGACAUGUUCCUGUUUGGCCAGAUUGACGUGCAAAUUAAGCUGAUACCAGGUGACUCGGCAGGCACAGUCGUGGCCUUUUACCUAACAUCCGAUCAGCCUAAUCGCGAUGAGAUGGACUUUGAGUUCCUUGGCAACGUCAGUGGGCAGCCUUACAUCGUUCAAACAAAUGUUUUUGCUGAUGGGUUCGACGACAGAGAAGAGAGAAUCUAUCUGUGGUUUGAUCCAACAGAGGACUUCCACACCUAUUCAAUCCUUUGGAAUCUUAAUCAAAUUGUCUUCAUGGUAGAUUGGGUUCCAAUUAGAACAUACAGAAACCAUGCAGACAAGGGAGUGGCAUUUCCAUGGUGGCAGCCAAUGAGCAUCAAAAUCAGCCUAUGGAACGGUGACACUUGGGCGACACGUGGUGGCAAAGACAAGGUUGACUGGUCAAAGGGCCCCUUCAUAGCCUCAUUCGGGAACUACAAGAUUGAUGCAUGCGUAUGGAAAGGAAAUGCAAGGUUUUGUAGGGCAGAUAGCCCUACGAAUUGGUGGAACCAGGACAGGUCCAGCUCUCUAACAAGAGCACAGAGGAGGCUUUUCAAAUGGGUUAGGAAGUACUAUCUCAUAUAUGACUACUGCCAAGACGACAAGAGAUUCCAAAACAACCUUCCCAAGGAGUGCUCUCUUCCCAAAUACUGAAUAUCAAUUAAAAAAUUGUUAAAUAAAUAGAAUUUUUAUACAAAAAAAGUCAUACAAAAUGGUGUGAUCAUGACCGAUUUAUAAUUAUGAAUCACAUUAAUGUACUUUUUGAUUUUCAAUGAAUAGGUAUAAAUGAGUCACAUUAUUUUGUAUACAAAUUCUGUGUAUAGCAUUUAUCACAAGAAAACUUUUUUCAUUCUUUUCUCCUUGUUCUCAUAAUCAAUUGUUAUUCCCAUGAUUUAAUUUGAUAAU
This is a messenger RNA of Camellia sinensis, 1307 nucleotides long. RefSeq names its product xyloglucan endotransglucosylase/hydrolase 10 (gene XTH10). Gene Ontology annotation, molecular function: xyloglucan:xyloglucosyl transferase activity; hydrolase activity, hydrolyzing O-glycosyl compounds. Gene Ontology annotation, cellular component: cell wall; apoplast. The record is from RefSeq and is a predicted model, not a curated record. Gene Ontology annotation, biological process: cell wall biogenesis; xyloglucan metabolic process. Lineage: Eukaryota; Viridiplantae; Streptophyta; Magnoliopsida; Ericales; Theaceae.